AUGACUGGCGGGCCACAGCUGACUCCUGGCUUGAGUCAGCCGACGGCAGCAUGGCUGAAUCUGUGUGACUAUACCUGUGGGACACCAACAUCGAUGAGCUGGAUGAAGGCGUAUAUCUGCAAGAUCCUUGACGAGCCGGCAAACAAGUCGACCGUCACCGAGGCCGAAAUGGAGGAACAAUGCAAGAAAUUGCGUGAGGACCCCUUUGGCGAUGUGGCAAGUCGCCUGGGAGCGCAGAAGGCCAUAAGCAUACCAGCGAUUUCUCGCGGCAGCAGAUCCAGCUGUGCAGCGCAGCAAGCAUUGACCACAUCCCCUCCUUUGCAGCAGCCUGAUACGAAGCCAUCAGAUCUCAAGAUGGCCAAGACCCGCGGCAACACAUAUGGGGAUAGCCAACUGCUCGUGGGUCAAAUACAGGGUGUCUACAGUUCGAGCCACCCCAGUAUCCGCGCCCAGUACCUCCAGGCCCGACGCCUGGCGCCCACCAUGCACUCUACAGGGCGCCACCGAUCUCGGGAGGGAAAUUAA
Aphanomyces astaci is the source of this 525-nucleotide messenger RNA. RefSeq lists its product as hypothetical. The transcript is spliced from 3 exons. NCBI's taxonomy places the organism in Eukaryota, Oomycota, Saprolegniomycetes, Saprolegniales, Verrucalvaceae. The record is from RefSeq and is a predicted model, not a curated record. The coding region runs from base 1 to 525 and encodes 174 amino acids.